This is a messenger RNA of Microplitis mediator, 1207 nucleotides long. RefSeq names its product charged multivesicular body protein 1b (gene Chmp1). NCBI's taxonomy places the organism in Eukaryota, Metazoa, Arthropoda, Insecta, Hymenoptera, Braconidae. The transcript has 4 exons. Gene Ontology annotation, cellular component: ESCRT III complex; multivesicular body. Gene Ontology annotation, biological process: endosome transport via multivesicular body sorting pathway; protein transport; late endosome to vacuole transport. The coding region runs from base 481 to 1083 and encodes 200 amino acids. The record is from RefSeq and is a predicted model, not a curated record.
UAUCUCUACCAGACAAAGUCAUAACAUAACACCAGAAAUAUUUCAAAUAAUUAUUAGAUUGCUGUGUAGCAAACGAUUCUUGUCCCACUUAUAUUUUUUUCGCUUUUUCUUCUAAUUGUUCUGAAUUGUUUACGUGAGAGUUUUUCGUUUACAAAGUUAAGUGUUAACAAUUAAUGUAUUGUGAAAUUUUGAUUGAUAACAGUCACGCUUGGUGUAAUUCAGUCAAUAUAAAUUUAUCAUUACAGUAUGACAUUUUGAUUUGACAUUCAUCUAAAGUGUCUAUGAGUCAUCUAUUUACCAUUUUUUUGUCUCUGACAAUUACUCCUUUUCCCUCAUUGCUGUUUCUGUGAAGAGUUGAAAAAAAUCGUCAAACGACAGAUUUAAGGCUAAAGGAUAGAAGUUUAUACAAAAUUUAACAAAAUUGUUUCCUGAGUCAGCUGUAUUUUUUAAUUCAUCAAAACGGGGGCCGAACAGUCAGCGAUGUCUGUCUCACAGAUGGAGAAAAACUUAUUUAAUCUAAAAUUUGCUGUGAAAGAGUUGGAACGCAAUUCAAAAAAAUGCGAAAAAGAAGAAAAAAUCGAAAAAUCUAAAGUUAAAAAAGCUAUUCAGAAAGGAAAUAUGGAAGGAGCUCGAAUACAUGCAGAAAAUGCAAUACGACAAAAGAAUCAGGCUUUAAAUUAUUUACGAAUGAGUGCACGAGUAGAUGCUGUUGCUAGUCGAGUACAGACAGCUUUGACAACUCGAAAAGUGACACAAUCAAUGGCUGGUGUUGUAAAAGCUAUGGAUGCAGCAAUGAAAUCGAUGAAUCUAGAAAAAAUUUCGGGUUUGAUGGAUAAAUUCGAAAGUCAGUUUGAAGAUUUAGACGUACAAAGCUCGUACAUGGAAAAUGCGAUGUCUCAAACUACUACUACCAAUGUACCACAAAAUGAUGUUGAUUCCUUGCUUCAACAAGUUGCAGAUGAAGCUGGAUUGGAACUAAAUUUGGAGUUGCCAUCUGGACAAACGGGUACUAUUGGUACAUCAACUGCAGUGAGUCAAGAGCAAGAUGAACUAACUCAACGACUUGCACGGUUGAGAGAGUGAAAUUAUAAAUGUUAAACUUUUAUUAUAUAUAUAGUAUCUCUACAUUUUAUAGGAUAUUGUAUUUUUUGAUCUUUGCCUCAAUGUAUAUUUUUUCAAGUUAAUAAUUUAUAUGAUUUAUGCUUAA